Moneuplotes crassus is the source of this 605-nucleotide messenger RNA. The record is from the annotation of a GenBank genome assembly. NCBI's taxonomy places the organism in Eukaryota, Ciliophora, Spirotrichea, Euplotida, Euplotidae.
AUGAAACAUAAGCUAAGUCAUAAUUCCAAAAGGAAUAUUCAACACAGCAUCUAUAAUCAGCUCCCCAACCUAACAACUGAACCAGGUCAACAGUUGCCUAAAAAGUUGGGUCAGAAUCAUACUAAAUUCCACAAAUAUAAAUAAUUUAACAAAAUUCGAUAACCUUGGGAUGCUCCCAACUGCCAAAAUAAGGAAGAGGAUGAUUAAGCUUGCUUAUGACACCCAGGAAGAAAAGUUGUUCAUGGAGCGAGUCAGGAAGAAUUUCUUGAAAAAUAGGAAGAAUAGUACCUCCAAGAUUAUCCAGAAUAAGUUUGUGUUUAAUUACAAUAUCAUUGCUCUUAAUCAUGAUCCGAAGAAGGCUUCUCCAACUGGGCUAAGCAUCCGAAGUCGCAUGAACGAUCGGAGACUCUCUCAUGUACGUAAGAAGGAAUAUUGGGCUGAAAAUGGCCGCAUGGAUUUCACAGAACCAACCCAUAAUUGGAGUAUUAGUGCUAAAAUGUCAGCACCAAAGGGGCUUAAAAGGAAUAAAGUUAGUUUCUGUUUAAUCUUUUUAGGUUAAUUCUCAGAGGUAAGACUCUUCUUGUAUCAAGUUAGCACCUCAACCA